AUGAGCAUGGAGACCGCAACACAGGUCAAUGUCGACCAUGCGUUGCCGAUAUCGAAGAUCGAACAAAUAAAGGCGGAUCUGAGGGACUACUAUGGAGUUAAGGAACUUUCAGAGGAGCAAUCCGAGUCUAUCAAUCAGCACAUCAAUAUACUUGAUGCUGCUUUGAUGCAGUUUAUGAGUGAUAAUCACACUUUGGAGAAGAAGCAUGCAGAUACUCAAGAUGUCAAUUUAAAUCUGUAUCAUGGUCUGAAAAGGAUGUAUAACGACCUAUUGCAUGAGUUAGGCCGAGUUAAAGAGGAAAAAACUAACACCGAAACUACAGAUCGCAACAAUCCUUUGGAAUACAUGGCUGAUGAAUUACCUUACCAACAGACCGCACAACGGAAGGCAUAUAUUGACUCACUUAUUAUGAAAGAUGAUUACGAUGAGCAACUAAAAAGAGAAGGUACAAAGUUUCUUGAUGUAAUGGCACAACUCUCUGUUCUUGAUUCCUCCAUCGAAGAAAAUACAAAAUCAUACGGUAUGCUAGUACGCAAGCUAGGUUUUACUUUACAAGAUCUCGAUGAAAGGAUACGAAAUGGCUCGAAAGCGUUAGAAACAGAUGACAAGAUUGAUAAGCCAAUAGAUGAAAACAAUGAAGAUGAUUCGAAAGCUGAGUCAAAAGAGGAUGCUAAGAAAAAAAUAUCAUUUUCCAAAUAUUUGAAAAAAGAUGAAACUACCAAACGAUCAAGAAAUGAUGAACUAAAUGAAGAAUCAGAGCAAAAUAAAAAGUUGAAAGUAGAUGACGAUAACGGUUAUGAUAACAAUGAAAAUAUAAAUAAUGGUCUAAGACCCAUUCUCAAGAAACGGGAAAAUAACAAAUCAAAAUCAAAAUCUUCCGGUAUCAAAUUCCAAACAGAGUCAGCACUUGUAACAAUAUAUGGUGAUGGUUUACCGCAAGAUGGUUUAACAGUAUCACCAGAAGAACUUAAGAAAAUAUUGAAGCCAUUUAAACCAGGACAACCGAGGGAAUUUCCUCUGGUUGAUAAUUUACCAAACGUUAUUAAGGUACCGAAAUUAGACCUACGUUUCGAUGAGAAUGUGAAUAGUUCUGAUAUUUCAGAACUAAAAGGUGGCCCUGUACCUUGUGGGACAAGGACGCCCCUUACUUGUAGAAUAAAUUUUAAUAGGUAUAGUGCAGACUUAGAAAAACCUGCCAGAGAACCUGUCAACUUAGAUGAUGGAGAUUCGUCAAAACCUAUUAUUGCAAGAGCCUUCGGCCAGAAUAAACUGCUCUUGAGAAAAGACAGAGGUGGAUUGCCCUAUAGAAGAGUUCCUGAUGUAGUCAGAAACAACUACCCUAUAAGGCCAAGGUAG
Messenger RNA from Nakaseomyces glabratus, 1356 nucleotides. RefSeq names its product RNA-processing protein REF2 (gene REF2). NCBI's taxonomy places the organism in Eukaryota, Fungi, Ascomycota, Saccharomycetes, Saccharomycetales, Saccharomycetaceae. The record is from RefSeq and is a predicted model, not a curated record.